Molecule: messenger RNA, 3945 nt
Organism: Zea mays
Lineage: Eukaryota; Viridiplantae; Streptophyta; Magnoliopsida; Poales; Poaceae
Product: Pumilio homolog 23
Exons: 13
Coding region: 1253-3769 (838 amino acids)
Biological process (GO): endonucleolytic cleavage in ITS1 to separate SSU-rRNA from 5.8S rRNA and LSU-rRNA from tricistronic rRNA transcript (SSU-rRNA, 5.8S rRNA, LSU-rRNA); endonucleolytic cleavage in 5'-ETS of tricistronic rRNA transcript (SSU-rRNA, 5.8S rRNA, LSU-rRNA); endonucleolytic cleavage to generate mature 5'-end of SSU-rRNA from (SSU-rRNA, 5.8S rRNA, LSU-rRNA)
Cellular component (GO): nucleolus; preribosome, small subunit precursor; 90S preribosome
Molecular function (GO): RNA binding
Source: RefSeq, a predicted model, not a curated record
CACAACCCAAUUGUCGUCGGCCACUGCUCUUCCACUUGCAGUCUUCCGUCGCCCUCGCCCCUCGCCCAGGCACAGCCGCACAGCAAGCAUAGCCGCCACCGCCAGUCGCCACUGCUCAGCUCGGCGCUCCAUGGCGUGCCCCCAAAUUCCGUGACGGCGUGACUCGUCUUCCUCCUUUCCUCUCUGCCGGGCUGCACGUGCAGACCACGGACGAACACACUGCCCCCAAGGCCCCAAUCCAGAUAAACUCCAGUGCGCUUGGUUGGUGAGGAUAAAUAAACAGGAAGAACCAGAUGCCAAACGGAUAGCAAAGAGGAUUCUAGAAUACGUCGGGAAUCAAGUUGCCACAAGCCACGACAACUUCCGCAGUCAUAGUAAUUAACCCCCAACAAAAUUAUAGCUGCAAAAUCACAGAGACUACCCUGCCACGAGUUAAUAGCAAGCAGCUUUGCUGGGGUCUGAUACACACAGCCUUCUUCUAUGCUCGAGAGCAAUAAAACUUUUCUCCCACAGCACCUCUCGACGGAACAUGACUAUGCAGAUGAUCCUGGUGGGCGUGGCUCUAAGAAGAGCAGCACCGCGACGUAAGGCCGCCAGAAUUUGUUGCUGACACUUGAAUGGACUGUCUCUCUCUGAGGUUACCAGACCCCAAACCAGACUCCUCCGAAGACAGGGGCUUCUUGCUGAUUAUCCGGUAGAUCUCGGCUAGAACGGUGUGGAAGGCCUUCUCCACAAUUCAGAAUCUGCUUUUAGUGCGGGUGGUCAUGUACUUGUGUUUUUGUGAUAUUUAUAAACUUUGUUGUAUUGUGAUAUUUUCAUAUUGAUAUGGUUACCGAUUGUAUUUUAGAUUCCGACCGAUACCGAUGUAUUUUUUGUACCGAACUUCUGUUUCCGAUGAUUCCGAAAUACCGAUGUCGUUUCCGUUUCCGGAAUUACCGUUUCCGAUUUCAUUUCCGAUAAAAAUAUGAAAACGGUAACGGUUUUAGUGUUUUCCGAUCGUUUCCGACCGUUUUCAUCCCCGCUGUCCCUGGCCUUGGGCCGAAUAACCCCGCACUCGGCUACGGCCGUCGUUCUCAUCCGUUCCUUCACCCUGCGUGUGCUCUCUUUCCUCCCAUCUCUCUCCGACUAGCCGAUCACUGGGUGGGCUACCGCCGCCGCCACCCUGCGCCAGGUGCCGAGGCCUUCGUCGGUCUCUUCUCCGGCGACGAGCACCCACCAGAGUAAGCAGCUGCUGUCGAAGUGUACAUGAGCAAUGGUUUGUGUUGGGUCCAAGGCAAUUAGACCCAAGGGGAGCACAAUAAAUGGCUUGGGAGAUGGAGCUUUAGACGAUAGCUCACACAAGAAGAGGACAAGGAAGGAUACGAGCGAGAAACACGGGAAAGGGGGUCACAGCUCAAGUAAAGGACCUUCUGUAGGGAAACCUCGGCAUGUGAAGGAUAGGAAGCAGAGGAAAGAUGAUGGGAAGAAAGGGAAGGGUCGACGAAAGGACCAUCAUUCAGGAAGCUCCGUGAUGGUGAAUCCCAGGACGAAGAACCUCAACAAUCAGGAUGCGGUACCAUCCUCCGAUACAUCAAAACCAGUACAAAAUGUUCUUAGGAAAAGAGUUGAUCCUGAAACUGCAAAGUACUUUAUGGAGAUCUCAAACCUCUUUGAUAACAAGGAGAUUGAUUUUGAAGAGCGCUCAACUAUAUGCGCUAAUGCCUUAGAAGAAACUAGAGGGAAAGAGCAUGAACUUGCCACUGAUGCUGUUAUAAGCCACACCUUGCAGGUUCUUAUAGAAGGCUGUGAGUUAGAGCAGUUAUGCACAUUCCUACGCAAUUGUAUCGACUAUUUUUCGGUCAUUGCCGUGGACAAAAAUGGGUCGCAUGUGGCUGAAGCAGCUCUCAAGUCACUCGCAACACAUCUUGAAGAUGAAGCCUCCAGGGCCAUGAUAGAAGGGAUACUGAACAAAAUAUGCAAGGUUAUUGCUGUGGAUGCUGUUACUGUGAUGUCCAGCUGCUAUGGUUCACAUGUUCUCCGCACUCUACUUUGUCUUUGUAAGGGUGUUCCAUCAGAUUCACUACAAGACUUCCAUACUACUAAGAGAUCUUCUGUUCUAGCUGAGCGGCUCAGUUGUGGGACAAAUCAGUCUAGUCGACAUGUUCCAAAGAAUUUUGAAAAUGGUUUCUCAGGCAUGUUUAGGUCUUUUGUCAGAGAAAUGCUACAUAAUGCAAAAGCUGACAUUGCAACUUUACGAGUUGACAAGAACAGUAGCCUUGUUUUACAGACUGCACUGAAGCUAUCGUCUGGUGAUGAUAAUGAAUUGCAUCAUAUAAUAUCAAUACUUCUUGGUUAUGAUGAAUAUAAAACUGUACAGACGAGAGAUUACAGUGAAAAAAUGGACGAGAUUGUUACUUUACUUGAAGAAAGUGCUUAUAGUCAUCUCUUGGAGGUGAUUGUGGAGGUUGCCCCAGACGAAUUGCGCAAUGGUAUGCUUGCACGUAGUCUGAAGGGUGCAUUAUUUGCAAUCUCAUCUCACCACUGUGGUAACUAUGUGGUGCAAGCUUUCAUAUCAUCUACUAAAACCUCAGAUCAGAUGAAUCAAAUAUGGGAGGAACUUGGUCCAAACAUGAAGGAAUUGCUUGAACUAGGUAAAACAGGGGUUGUAGCUUCCAUGUUAGCGGCAUGUCAGCGGCUUGAAACUUAUCGCCUUGAGAGUUCUCAAGCUCUUGCUGCAGCGUUAAGUUCAGAUUCUGAGUCUACUAAGAGCAUUGUUGCACGUAUACUUUUUCUUGAGAACUACCUACAUGAGAGAUCUAAUUGGAAAUGGAUUCUUGGUGCAAAAAUGAGCAUUCUGGGUUGCUUGAUGCUGCAAUCUAUUUUCCAGUACCCGCAUCAAUAUAUUCGCCCAUAUGUCGCAAGCUUGCUGGCCAUGGGGGAUGAUCAGAUCCUCCAAAUUUCCAAGGAUUCAGGAGGUUGCCGUGUUCUUGAGUCUUUUCUAGGUUCAAGUGCCACUGCAAAGCGUAAAUUUAAUGUUUUUGGAAAGUUGCAAGGUCAUUAUGGAGAUAUUGCUAUGAAUCCUUCUGGCUCAUUCUUAGUAGAGAAGUGCUUUACUGCCAGUAACUUUUCUCAUAAAGAGGCUAUAGUGGCAGAGCUGUUGGCUGUGCAAUCUGAUCUAUCUAAAACAAGACACGGGUUCCACUUGCUAAAGAAGCUGGAUGUCGAUAGAUAUGCUAGGCGACCUGAGCAGUGGAGGGCUAGUCGAACUUCAAAAGAAACAACCCAAAAAAAGUUUGAGGCAGAAUUUGGCUCAAACAGUCAAUCUACUGGGCAGAUUGUUAAAGAAAAGUUCUCUCAAAGUCGCACGAAGAAGCGUAAGCAGAAAGAGAAGGUUGACAAAAUUACUGAGGAUGCCAGGAGCAACAAACCAGACUUCUCUCAGAAAGGAAACAGUAAGAGGCCAAAAUCUGGCAACGCAACUUCUGAGAACCCCCUGAGUGAAGGUGCUAGUGCUAGCAUGGUGUUCUUGAAGGGCUCUGUCAAGAGGAAGUCCCCAGGUUUCCUUUCAGAUAAACCGAGCUUCAAGAAACAAAAACCUCACAAACCCGAUUCUGGUAGACCAGACGGCAAACGUUUUGUUCGAGAUAGUGAUACUAGCGCACCGUUCGUCAAGAAUGCCGGCAAACAGAAACAGUCCAUUGCUGAGCUCGCGGACCUGGCUGGUAAGGAGAAGCUGACUGCGUCUGAAGUUCGCAAAUUGCUGAAGCCUGAAAUGUCAGGCAAGAGCUAAUGAGUUUAGGGUGAGCAGAGGCAGCAAUUUUGUUGGUCGUUUUUCCUCGUAUGUUGCGGAAAGAAACUGUGGCACGUGAUAUGGGUUUGUUUCAGUAGAAACGUAUUCGUGAUACCUGUCCUGAUACCGGUUUCUCUUGCUAGCGAAUCUCUUUGGCUUUGCAUAUGUUUGUUUGA